Molecule: messenger RNA, 2196 nt
Organism: Anoplopoma fimbria (sablefish)
Lineage: Eukaryota; Metazoa; Chordata; Actinopteri; Perciformes; Anoplopomatidae
Gene: glsb
Product: glutaminase b
Exons: 15
Coding region: 100-1815 (571 amino acids)
Biological process (GO): L-glutamine catabolic process
Molecular function (GO): glutaminase activity; protein binding
Source: RefSeq, a predicted model, not a curated record
GUGGUAGCAGCCUCAGCGGAAACUACCGGAUAUAUAUAUAUAUAUCUAUCUUUCUAUUUGGAACCACGACAGUCUCUCUCAUUGCCCGACAGGAUUGAGAUGUUACAUUUCAGGUGUUCGACAGUGCUGAAGGAGUUGUUUGAAGCCAGCCUGAAGCGUCCCUUGUCCGGCUCUAGACAGAAGAGCUGGUUGCCGACCCGCCACUGCUACUUCGGCGCCGCCUCCGUUGACGCCAGAGCGGUCUCCACUCAGCUGAGGCUCCUCUAUGCCGCUCCGCAUCGCCCGCCGCCGCGCACCGCGCACCGCGCCGCCCCGUUCCGCUCUUACUGCACGAAAACGGAGGGUGCCGUGGAGCUGGACGAACAGCUGAAGAAGGAUGGCGAAGCGUCCAGCGACAAGAGAAUAAAUGCAAACGUCCUCCCCAGUUUGGAAGACCUGCUCUUCCACACAGUCGCAGAAGGUCAAGAGACGAUCCCUGCCCAUAAAUUUCUUACAGCGCUUAAGGCCACCGGGCUUCGCACUGGAGAUCCCAGACUGAAGGAAUGCAUGGACACCCUCAAAGAAACUCUAAGGAACACAACAGAUGGCGUUACGCUGGACAAGCACCUAUUCAAGAAGUGUGUCCAGAGCAACAUUGUCCUGCUCACUCAGGCCUUCCGCAAGAAGUUCGUCAUCCCAGACUUCCAGUCCUUCACCUCCCAUAUUGAUGAGCUGUAUGAGAGUGCCAAAAAACUCUCUGGAGGGCAGGUUGCCGACUAUAUUCCUCAGCUUGCCAAGUUCAGCCCCGACCUGUGGGCCGUCUCCCUGUGCACAGUUGAUGGGCAGAGGCACACAGUAGGAGACACCAAGGUCCCCUUUUGUCUGCAGUCCUGUGUCAAACCCCUGAAGUAUGCCGUGGCCGUUCAUGACCACAGCACAGAGUAUGUGCACAGUUUCAUUGGGAAGGAGCCCAGUGGCCUGCGCUUUAAUAAGCUCUUCCUGGAUGAAGAUGAUAAGCCCCACAACCCCAUGGUUAAUGCUGGCGCUAUUGUUUGUACUUCACUGAUUAAGCAAGGUGCAAGCAACGCUGAACGAUUUGACUAUGUCAUGAACUUUCUGAAAAAAAUGGCAGGAAAUGAGUACGUGGGUUUCAGCAAUGCCACAUUCCAGUCUGAGCGUGAGUCAGGAGACAGGAACUUUGCCAUCGGCUACUAUCUGAAAGAAAAAAAGUGUUUCCCAGAGGGGACAGAUAUGACAUCAGUACUGGACUUCUACUUUCAACUGUGUUCCAUCGAGGUGACCUGCGAGAGCGCCAGUGUCAUGGCAGCCACCCUGGCUAACGGCGGCAUCUGCCCCAUCUCGGGUGAGCGCGUGCUGAACCCCGAGGCAGUGAGGAACACCUUGAGUCUGAUGCACUCCUGUGGCAUGUACGACUUCUCAGGACAGUUUGCCUUCCAUGUCGGUCUGCCAGCCAAGUCUGGAGUAGCGGGGGGGAUCCUGCUGGUCGUACCCAACGUGAUGGGCAUUAUGUGCUGGUCACCUCCACUAGACAAACUGGGCAACUCAGUCAGAGGAAUACAGUUCUGCACGGACCUCGUGGAGCUCUUCAACUUCCACAACUACGACAACUUGAGGCACUUUACCAAAAAGCACGACCCACGCAGAGAAGGAGGGGACCAGCGGCAGUUCUCCUUCGGACCCAUGGAUUACGAGAGCCUCCAGCAAGAGCUCACUCUGAAAGCCCCCCUUUGGAAAAAGGUGUCCCCCACUGAGUCGCACGAGGACAGCUCCACCACUGUAGUCUAUAGGAUGGACAAUGUCACCGAGAGAAAUUAAAUAAAUAAAAAAGAAGGGAGACCCACCUCUCCCCCACCUACACUGAUCUCUCUCCCCACCUCUUGCACAAAUGCCACCACCUUUCCUUACCCUCGAAUAUGUAUACAUAAAUUAUGCAGAAGAUUAUUUAUUGCCUGUGAAGGAGUUGGUGUGUGGACAAACAGAGAAGCUUCUUUUGUUUUUAUUUGUGUUUGGGGGAAAAAUGGGAUGGGGUUGCUGCUUAAUUUUGCUCUGAAUUCCAAAUUAACCCUUAAGCCUCCACCUGCUUGUUGCGUGCGUGCGCAUGUGUGUGUGUGUGUAUAUGUAUAUGUGUAGGACCAGGUGCACAGGUUGUGCCCUAUCACCCCUUUUUAUUGAAAUGUGUUUUUGACAGCAUCCUCU